AUGAAAGAAGUAAAAGUAGCCGGGCUCUUUGUCAUCAGUUUUUCACUGCUUCAUGGUUUUCUUGUGGCAUUGAACUGCACCAGUCCAACUCCUGAAGCCUUGUUCGAUGCACUUGAGAAGGAAUUAUUUUCCAGAAAACUACUGCGACCUGUAAAAAGCUUUUCAGAUCCACUGAGCGUAUCAAUAAACCUGACUUUGGUGGGAAUUUUGGGAGUGAAUGAAAAAGACCAAUACUUGACAAUAUUCCUAUGGCAAGUCCUGCAGUGGUAUAUAGACGGACUAAGUUGGGAUGAGAAAGAAUGUGGAACGAACAGAGUCUCUGUCCCUCGAGAAGAUCUUUGGAUCCCAGACAUCCUCUGCACAGAGUUCAUGGAGGAGGACAAAUCUCCCAAAACUCCUUAUGUAUACUUGUACAACACAGGUCGUGUGUAUGAGGAUAAGCCGAUCAGAGUGGUCGCCACCUGUAAAUUAGUAAUCUUCACUUUCCCCUUUGAUAUCCAAAACUGCUCACUCACCUUUGAACCAUAUCUACACUUUGUUGGAGACAUAAGGAUGUUUCCAGGAAGCACAGCUGCAGAGACCCUGACAGAGUCCAAACAAGUGCUGCAGACCAAAGGGGAGUGGGAGCUUGUAGAUAUCGUAUCGGCUCAAACUACCCUUGACAUAACAGGUGGAAGCUACUCUGAGAUCAAAUACUAUAUUAUUUUGAGACGAAGACCACUCCUCUAUGUGAUAAACCUCCUGAUACCCAGCUGCUUCCUCAUCACAUUGGACCUCUUCAGCUUCUUGCUGCCUCCCCAGAGUGUCGACCGGGCCUCCUUCAAGAUGACCCUCAUCCUGGGCUACACUGUUUUCCUGCUCAUCAUGAACGACCUGCUCCCUGUCACUGGAGAUACAACACCUCUCAUGAAUGUUUUAUUCUCAGUCAGUCUCGCUCUGAUGGUGGCCAGCACAUUGGAGACAGUGUUUAUCACUAACAUCCAGUUCAGCUCCAACCGGUACAGUGCGGUGCCUAGAUGGCUCAGUGUCUUUGUGUUACGAUACCUAGCUGUUGUCGUUUGUCUCCCUCCAAAAAAGAGGACCAAUCGCGUCACAGUCUCCCUUCACCAACCUGCUAGCGCAAUGAAUGCCAGCAUCAUCUCCCUAAGAAAUCUUCAGAGUGUCUCUGGUGAUACACCUCAUGAGGAACCCCCUCCAGAGCCAGCCCUGGAGGAGCUGAAGAAGUUGAGCAGAGAUCUCAUGGCCAUCCGCCUUCAAAUUGAUAAACACUGCCAAGGGAGCAAUAGCUCGCAGGAAUGGCAAAUGAUCGGAUUGGUCAUUGACCGUCUCCUGUUCGGCUUGUAUAUUCUCUUCAUCUCUACCUGCUUUAUCACCAUCAUAUCUCUCUGGAUGUGGAGUUACUUUGUCAUAACAGAAAAUAAAUGA
Plectropomus leopardus (leopard coralgrouper) is the source of this 1425-nucleotide messenger RNA. Its product is annotated as 5-hydroxytryptamine receptor 3A-like. The record is from RefSeq and is a predicted model, not a curated record. Gene Ontology annotation, cellular component: membrane. Gene Ontology annotation, biological process: monoatomic ion transmembrane transport. Gene Ontology annotation, molecular function: extracellular ligand-gated monoatomic ion channel activity; transmembrane signaling receptor activity. Lineage: Eukaryota; Metazoa; Chordata; Actinopteri; Perciformes; Serranidae.